Ceratosolen solmsi marchali is the source of this 1205-nucleotide messenger RNA. Its product is annotated as nucleoplasmin-like protein. Gene Ontology annotation, molecular function: chromatin binding; RNA binding; histone binding. The transcript is spliced from 5 exons. The record is from RefSeq and is a predicted model, not a curated record. The coding region runs from base 156 to 725 and encodes 189 amino acids. Lineage: Eukaryota; Metazoa; Arthropoda; Insecta; Hymenoptera; Agaonidae. Gene Ontology annotation, cellular component: nucleolus; cytoplasm; nucleoplasm. Gene Ontology annotation, biological process: chromatin remodeling.
CCUCCCGGUGUCCCUGCCGUCAUCCCCCUGCCUGACCGUCAGCGGUCGGAUUAUUCGCUUUUCGCAGCGCGUACGUCCCUUGCUUCGACCAGCGCAUACCGACGCCAGUUGAAGGUUCCAACGUUCUCGAAUCCAAGAAAAUCAAACCGAUCGCUAUGGCCGAGGAAUAUCUUUACGGAGUUACGUUAGACAGUGCCAAGACCAGUGAGGUAUGGGACCACGAGCCAAAAAAUGACGAAUCCGACAGCAAUCAACACUUCGGUGUUGAGCAGAAGCUUAUCAUUAAAAUGGCACUUUUGGGUCCAGAAGCCAAACCUGGUGAGCUGAAUGUACUUCAAGUAGAAGCUAUGGGGCUGAAAGGACCAAUUAAAAUUCCUAUUGCCCUGUUAGAAAUGGGAAAAACAUCACAAAUUAUACUUGACUUAAGUUUUCCCGACCCACCAGUAACAUUUACGCUUAUUAAAGGAAGUGGUCCAGUUCAUAUAGUUGGACACAAUCUCCUUGCUACGCACAUAGAAGAAUUUGAAGAUAUGGAAGAUGAUGAAGUCGAAGUAGAUAAUUUAGACGAUGAGGAUGAUGAAAAGGAUGCGGAGGAUGAAGAUGAAGAGGAUGAUGAACCUAAAAAAAAAAAAAAUAAGGUAGGAGGAGCGCCAAAAAAUAAAAACCAAGUCAACAAAAACCAGAACCAAAAUCAAAAUCAGAAAAAAAAUAAAUCUUGGCAUUGAAUAGCGACAAAAAAUACACAAGACGAUUUGUAGGUUAGGCUAACUGUAAGUUCAUUAUCAUCAGCAUUUUGCGAAAUCAGUAUCAUUUUAUCAUUACUUUUUGUAGAUGGUCUCUCAAUAAUGAGGAUUGAUACUGGAUCAUUAUUGUAUAUGUCGAGACAAGUAUGAUUCUGAAGCCAGUAACAUAUUUGUCUAAAAAUUUUAUUUUAAAAUGUACAUCCAGAUACACUAUUGUAUUUUAAUGUUUAAAGUGCUUAUGAAAUCUAUUUUAAUCCCUUUUUCUUAUUGAAAUAAGAAUCUUACUUGACGAAUUAGCUGCUAGUUUCAGAGUCAUUUAGCAAGAUUUACUUUGAAUACUUUGAGCGUUUAUAUUAAAAUAUGAUGUUUUUGUUACAAUGUGUAUGAUUUUGUAUGCAUUAAAUUUUAUGACCUAGAGAGGGUGACAUAUUUUUUUUUAAGUAUGAGCUUUUCAUCCUUAGA